AUGAGGGGUCAAUUGCAGUUGUCUCGAGUGCAGGCAGCACGCACCGCUGCCCAGUUCCGGCCGCGACAGACAUUCCGACUCUCCCAACAAGUGCGCCAUGCAUCGACCGAGCUCAAGCAAGAGGUCGCUCGCAACGAGAAGGUUGGAGACGUCCGCUCUGGCUUCACUCGCAUCAAGAACCUGCUCCUCGGAACCUCGAUAGUCGCCGUCCUCGGAUUCGGAUACCUUUAUGUCACCGACACACGCGCCACCUUCCACCAAUGGCUUGUACCGCGUGUAUUGCGCACCCUGUUCGCCGACGCAGAGGAAGCCCACAAGAUCAGCAACAAGACUUUGAAAGCGCUGUACUCGGUCGGUCUACACCCUCGCGAAAGAGGCAAUCCGGAUGUGAACGGAGACUUGAAGGUUGACGUGUUUGGUCACCUCUUGGACAACCCCAUUGGAACAUCUGCUGGUCUGGACAAGAAUGCCGACAUUCCUGAUGUCGUGCUGGGCUUCGGUGCUGGUAUUGUCGAGGUUGGCGGUAUCACUCCUCAUCCUCAGGAGGGUAACCCCAAGCCUCGUGUCUGGCGCAUUCCCUCGCAGAAUGCCCUGAUCAACCGCUACGGUCUCAACUCUGAAGGUGCUGAUGCUGUUGCCACACGUCUGCGCCAGCGAUUGCGCGAGUUUGCUUAUGCUCUCGGUCUUGGUCUUGACCCUGUCGCUGAGAAGUCUGUCUUGGAUGGUCAUGCUGGCGUUCCUCCUGGCAGUCAGAUGCCCGGUCGCCUACUCGCUGUCCAGAUUGCCAAGAUGAAGGAGACUCCAGAUAACGACAUUGAUGCUAUCGCUCAGGACUACGUUUACUGUGUCAACCAGCUCGCCAAGUAUGCUGAUAUCCUGGUCGUCAACGUUUCAUCGCCCAACACUCCCGGUCUUCGCAACUUGCAGCAAGCCGCUCCUCUGACUAAGAUCCUGACCGCCGUUGUCGAUGCUGCCAAUGCUGCCGAUCGCAAGACCAAGCCCGCAGUCAUGGUCAAGGUCUCUCCCGACGAGGACAGCGAAGAGCAAGUUAGCGGCAUCUGUGGCGCCGUCUGGGCCAGCGGCGUCGACGGCAUCAUCGUCGGAAACACCACGAAGAAACGACCCGACGCCCUUCCCACCGGCUACCUCUUGCCUCAAGACGAGCAAAGCAUCAUGCUCGAGACCGGCGGAUACUCUGGUCCUCAACUCUUCGAACGCACUGUCGCCCUGGUCAAGAAAUACCGCACCGCUCUCGACAAAGGUCCCAACGAAACCAAGCCCGAGCCCAAGAAGAUCGAAUCUGCUCCUAAGCAAGCAGAAAAGUCAGAAUUCCAACUCGAGACCGAAGCCAUGAAGGAGAAGAUCAGGUCCCAAUUAUACGCACCCUCCGACAAGUCACAAACCGCCGCACCCAACAGUCUCGACGCCGAAACCAAGUCCUCGAUUGAAAACAGCGAAAAAGUAAUCUUCGCAACCGGCGGAAUCACCAAUGGCAAACAAGCCUUGGAAGUGUUGAAUGCAGGUGCCAGUGUAGCCAUGGUAUACACGGCCAUGGUUUAUGGAGGCGCAGGCACAAUUACCAGAAUCAAGCAGGAAAUGAGAGAUGAGAUUAGGGGUGUUGAUGUGGAGAGAUUGCCUGCUACUGAUGCUAGGAAAUAG
Molecule: messenger RNA, 1659 nt
Organism: Aureobasidium pullulans EXF-150
Lineage: Eukaryota; Fungi; Ascomycota; Dothideomycetes; Dothideales; Saccotheciaceae
Product: FMN-linked oxidoreductase
Exons: 2
Coding region: 1-1659 (552 amino acids)
Biological process (GO): 'de novo' pyrimidine nucleobase biosynthetic process; pyrimidine ribonucleotide biosynthetic process
Cellular component (GO): mitochondrial inner membrane; cytoplasm
Molecular function (GO): dihydroorotate dehydrogenase activity
Source: RefSeq, a predicted model, not a curated record